AUGGGCUCAAUGGAAGUAAAGCCCACUGCUGUUGCUUAUGUCCAACUAGCUUCAGUCUCCAACGGUAACAGAGGAAAGUCUCUCACCGCGUAUUCUUCCCGUACGGUCAAGGAUCCAAGGCCAGCUCAUACUACAAUCCAAAUGAGGAACAUGUUUAGUCCUUUAGCGUCACCAACAGCCUCUGUUCCCACAAGUCUGCUUGCAGAGAACAAGAGCUAUAUCGAAUGGUUGAACAAACAAAGGGUAAACUCGGUGAUAUACAUAGGCAUGGGAAGCUUAGCUUUGAUGGAAAUCAGUGAGGUGAUGGAAACUGCUUUGGGAUUGGCUGCUAGCAACCAACACUUUUUAUGGGUGAUCCCACCAGGGUCGAUACAUGGUUCAGAAUGGACAGAGUCUUUGCCUGAAGAGUUUAGUAAGACGGUCUCGGAUAGAGGUUACAUUGUGAAAUGGGCUCCACAGAAGAAAGUACUUGCUCAUCACGCAAUAGGAGGAUUUUGGAGCCAUUGUGGAUGGAACUCAACACUAGAAAGCAUCAGCGAAGGAGUUCCCAUGAUCUGCUGGCCAUCUACGAGUGAUCAAAAGGUGAACGCGAGAUACGUGGAGUGUGUUUGGAAAACUGGGAUUCAAGUGGAGGGUGAGCUAGACAGAGGAGUGGUCGAGAGAGCUGUUAAGAGGUUAAUGGUGGACGAAGAAGGAGAGGAUAUGAGGAAGAUAGCUUUCAGUUUGAAAGAGCAGCUUAGAGCCUCUGUUAGAAGUGGAGGUUCUUCACACAGCUCGCUGGAAGAGUUUGUACGCUUGAUGAGGACUCUAUGA
This is a messenger RNA of Camelina sativa (false flax), 813 nucleotides long. Lineage: Eukaryota; Viridiplantae; Streptophyta; Magnoliopsida; Brassicales; Brassicaceae. The record is from RefSeq and is a predicted model, not a curated record.